GCGGCGCCGGUCGCGGCCCGAUGACGUCAGCAGGCGGCGCCGGGGCCAUGGCGGCCGUGCCGGGCCCGCGGGCCGGGGCUGAGGCUGAGACCGAGGGGCGGCGGCGGCUCCUGCGCUCCGUUACCCGGCUGCAGGCCUGUGCCAGGGGGUUCCUGCUGCGGAGGCGGCUGCGGAGCGUGCAGGAGGAGUUCGAGGCCGUGGUGCUGGAGAUCGAGGGCGACCUGAGGCAGCUGCGCUGGAGCGGCCACGUUCUGCCCCGGCCGCGCUUCGGCCCCGAGGACGCUCCCGGCCCUGCCCCCGCCGGAUUUGGCGCUCCAGGUGCAGCCCGGCCUGCCCAGCCCUCUCCAGGGAAACCCUUGGAUCCAGGAGAGGCUGCAGAGAACAAAAAAAGAAAAAAACAGGAAAAACUGAUUCCUGGUGGAGCAGAGCGGGGUGGGGGCUGUGGGAACAUCCCCCUCUCAUCCCCCCUGCCCCGGGGGACAACCCCAGCCCCCAAAAACCCCAAAACCUGCCCAGAUUUGGGGCAUGGUGCUGCAGAGAACAAAACCAUUCCCAGAAAAACCUGGGAGAAGCUGAAUCCUGGUGGAGCAGAGUGGGGUGGGAACAUCCCCCCUUCACCCCCCCUGCCCCAGGAGACAGCCAAAACCCCCAAAAACCCCAAAACCCGCCCAGAUUUGGGGUGUGGUGCUGCUGAAAGCCCUGAGGAAGAAGAGGAAGGAGCUCUGGAGUGGGACAGUGACAGCAGCGAGCUGGGAGCCAGCCCAGGAAUCCCAGAGGAGCUGCAGGGGCUGCCCCGCUGGGAGCUGCAGGCCCACAGGACUCGGCUGCUGCUGGAGCUGCUGUGGGUCCAACAGGCCAUUGCCAGCAGGAAACACUUCCUGCUGCUGAGGCAGAAGCUGGGUGUUCCUGACCAUCCCAGCAGCAUUCCCGAGUUCCUGGCCUGCUGUGGAGAAGCCCUGGAGCUGCAGCAGCAGCAGCCCUGAAGGCACAGGGGCGGCUGGGGGAUGUUUCACUCCAGAAAAAUGGAAGGAAAUCCUUCUGUGGACGUUUGGUGGGAGCAGGACUGAGCACCAUCAGCCAUGGGAGUGUCCUGGAGGGAUCCAUCCCAUCCCAUGGCAGGAGGUCCCUGCUGUGGCCCAGCUGGGACAUGAGGGACAUGAGCAUUGUCACUCCCAGCAGGUGCUGUGGGGAUUCCACGUGGGAAUGUGUGUUUGGGGUGCUCUGCCCUAUCCAGGGUGUCCCAGGGGAUUUUUGGGAGCCCUGGGGUGCUGAGUGGGGAGGGAGGCCCAGCCCCUGAUCCUUGGGAUGAGCUCAUUGCUGCCUUUCCUCUGGCCCUGGGGAUUCUCUCCUGGGGCAGAGGCAGGAAAGGACCUGGUGCUUUGUCAAUUCCUUCAGCUCAGGGACACCCCAGGGGACACCCCAGGGGACACCCCAGGGCCCUCAGAAAGGGACAUCUCAGGUCCCUCAGGGACUUUCCCCAUGGUGCUUCCCCACCCUGACUCCACUGCAGAUGUGGAUCCUUCUGCUCGGGAAUUCUUUUUAUUUUUUUGGGAAUAAAAAAAUCUUUUCCUGAUGCUGAA
This is a messenger RNA of Serinus canaria (Common canary), 1580 nucleotides long. RefSeq names its product IQ motif containing C (gene IQCC). The coding region runs from base 21 to 983 and encodes 320 amino acids. Gene Ontology annotation, molecular function: protein binding. Lineage: Eukaryota; Metazoa; Chordata; Aves; Passeriformes; Fringillidae. The transcript is spliced from 6 exons. The record is from RefSeq and is a predicted model, not a curated record.